AUAUAUGUUUCAUGAGAGAUAUUUUUAUAUUUAAACAAUUUGAAAGCCUAUAUAUAUGUGAGCUUACAUCAAGCAAGAAAAUACACUCUGUUAACAUGGCUAGCAAGCUCUCUUUCUUCUUUUGCAUUCUCCUUGUUUCACUGGCUGUUGAUUCAUUUUGGUCCUCAAACACUCAAGUGAUGGCUCUGCGAGAUCUACCUUUAUUAGAAGAAGCUGUACAAGUGAUUAAGCAGGUUGUCCUCCCAGAUCUUCUAAAAUAUUAUAAAGGAUGUAACAAACCUUGCAAUUCUCAUGCAGAUUGCAAUUACAAAGGUGGACCGUGUACACAAUGUCGGCUCAAAUAUGGCAAGCGAUCCAAGUUUACCACAUGCCAAAUUUGGAAAAAUUGACCGAUCCAUUUGAAUGUCGUAUGAAAAAAGUAGUGUUUUCUAUGAUCUUAUCUGUAUUUCCUUUCUUUUUUGGUUUCUCAUUGAAUAAAGAAGUAGUUCUUAGUUA
This is a messenger RNA of Lycium barbarum (goji berry), 495 nucleotides long. RefSeq names its product fruit-specific protein-like. Lineage: Eukaryota; Viridiplantae; Streptophyta; Magnoliopsida; Solanales; Solanaceae. The record is from RefSeq and is a predicted model, not a curated record. Bases 12 to 389 code for a protein of 125 amino acids. The transcript is spliced from 2 exons.